AUGACUGCCUCCAAGCCAGUCGAGCCGCAGUGGGGCACCGGCAUCCCCCGUUGGCAGCUAGCUCUGCUGGUCGGCGCGCCCAUAGUGCUCGGGGUGGGAGCCGUGUAUCUAUGGAAUCGCAUGAGUCCUUCAUAUCGUGCCCGAGCUGCAAAUAAAAAAGGCAACAAAUACUUUAAGGCGGCCAAGUACGAGAACGCCAUCCAGUGUUUCACAGAAGCCAUUGCACUCUGCCCCACUGAACAGAAGAGUGACCUGUCGGCGUUCUAUCACGACCGAGCGACGGCGUAUGAGCAGCAGAUGAAAUGGACUGAGGUGGUGCAAGACUGCUCACAGGCAAUAACGCACGACCCACGUUACAUAAAAGCUUUCUUGAAGAGAGCCAAAGCUCAUGAGAAACUGGACAAUAAGAAAAAAUGCCUGGAAGAUAUCUCCGCUGUGUCUAUACUGGAGGACUACCAGAACCAGGAGAGCAGGAAGCUGGCAGAAAAUAUGCUCCUCCAGAUAGGAUAUGAGGCUAUAGACAAACACGAGAACCGAGGGUGGACGAUGCCUUCUCCUCAGUUCAUCAAAUCCUACUUUGGUUCUUUCACCGAUGACAUCAUCUCGCAGCCGCUGCAGAAGGGCGAGCAGAAAGAUGAAGACAAGGACAAUGAGGGCGAGGCCUCCGAGGUCACAGCUAGUUCGGGCUACCUGAAAGCCAAGCACUACAUGGAUGAGGAGGACUACGACAAAAUCAUCAGCGAAUGCACUAAGGAGGUGGACUCGGAGGGCCGCUACAUGGCUGAGGCGCUGCUCCUGCGCGCCACCUUUUACCUCUUGAUUGGCAACACCGAGGCCGCUGAGCCCGACUUGGACCGCGUCAUCAAUAUGCAGGAAGCCAACGUCAAGCUGCGAGCCAAUGCCCUCAUCAAGCGUGGGAGCCUGUACAAGGAGCUUCACCAACCGUUGCUUUCCAAACAGGACUUCAACAUGGCAGCAGAGAUCGACAAACGCAAUCCCGAUGUAUACCAUCACAGGGGGCAGCUUAAGAUGCUGCUGUACCAGGUGGACGAAGCUGUAAGAGACUUUGACAAAUCCAUCCUGCUCAGAUCUGACUUUGCUCUCACCCAGGCGCAGAGUUCCUUUGCUGUGUACACACAAGCAUACACCGGGAACUACCCAUCCAAGUCACGAUUCCGGAUAGUCAUGAAGGGAUUCGAGAAGGUUAUAGAAAGGUUUCCCACGUGUGCUGAGGGCUACGCACUAUACGCUCAGGCUUUAACCAUGGAGAAACAGUUCGGAAAGGCAGACAAGAUGUACGACAAGUGUAUUGAAGUGGAACCAGACAACGCCACCCAUUAUGUUCACAAAGGAUUAUUACAGCUCCAGUGGAAACGAAACCUGGACUGGACAAGUAUGUCUGAAUUGGGCCUGGACCUCAUCAGCAAAGCCAUCGAAAUUGACAACAAAUGUGUCUUUGCUUACAAAGCAAUGGGAUUAAUCGAACUUCUAAGGAGUAAUCACGACAAGGCAAUCGAAAUGUCCAACAAGGCUAUAAACUUGGCUAAAUCGGAGAAUGAGCUGGGCACCUUUUACACACAGCGCGAAGAAGCGUACGCCCACAGAGCGGUAUUCAGGAAGUACGGCAUCAGGUAA
Messenger RNA from Nerophis lumbriciformis (worm pipefish), 1635 nucleotides. The record is from RefSeq and is a predicted model, not a curated record. Lineage: Eukaryota; Metazoa; Chordata; Actinopteri; Syngnathiformes; Syngnathidae.